Messenger RNA from Phascolarctos cinereus (koala), 4132 nucleotides. RefSeq names its product CD55 molecule (Cromer blood group) (gene CD55). NCBI's taxonomy places the organism in Eukaryota, Metazoa, Chordata, Mammalia, Diprotodontia, Phascolarctidae. The record is from RefSeq and is a predicted model, not a curated record.
CCUUGCCUCUUUCCCGCACCUGCGCUGGACUCCGCUACUCCUCCCGGGACUCUGAGCCUUGGCCCCACCCUUGGCCCGCCUUCAUUUAGCGAGGGACUAGAAACGCUGCUUACUCCAAGUCCAAAGAGCAAUUCCCAGGGACUAGAAACGGGACUUCAGUGGACGCUUUUCUCCUCUUUCUAUCCCAGGCGCUCAGCGUGAGUUAACUCUCAACCCCGCUGCUGUCCCUGGGACUGUGCAUGUCAUGAGCUCCGCGUCCCCCAGGGCACCCCCGACACCGGGGCUUCUCGGACUCCUGUCGCUGCUGUUGCUACCCGCGGCGCACGGUGCCUGUAGUAUCCCUCCAGAUAUACCCAACGCCAAGCCAGAACUGAGUGGUCUAACAAGUUUUCCUGUGAAAAGCACUGUAACAUACAAAUGUAAUAAAGGAUUUGUAAAAAUUCCUGGCAAGUCAGACUCAAUUGUCUGUCUUCAAUCUGAUAAAUGGUCAAGGUUGUCAGAGUUUUGUAAUCGUACCUGUAACGUCCCACCUUCAUUACGUUUUGCUUCACUCAAAAAACAGUUUAGUAAACAGAACUACUUUCCAGUGGGUUUCACUGUGCAAUAUGAGUGCCGUCCAGGUUAUAAAAGAGAUAAUUCUCUGCCAGCAAAUCUUACCUGCUUUCAAAAUUUAAUGUGGUCCAGUGCCUCUGAAUUUUGUAAAAGAAAAUCGUGUUUAACUCCUCAAGAGCUACCACAUGGUCAUGUCAUUGUAACAACUGACAUCUUAUUUGGCUCAACAAUUACCUUUACUUGUGACACAGGAUAUAGGUUAGUGGGGCCACAAGAUAGCCAAUGUAUUCUUAUGGAUAAAAAUGUUACUUGGAGUGACCCACAUCCAAAGUGCACAGAAAUUUUAUGUCAUGACCCUCCAGAAAUUGCUAAUGGAAGAAUCCAAGAAAAACAGGACAGUUAUAAAAAUGGAUCAUUUGUAACUUAUGUAUGUAAUAAUGACUUCUCACUUAUUGGAGAAAAAUAUAUCCAUUGUACUGUUAAAGAUGAACAAGGAGAAUGGAGUGGGCCUCUCCCUGAAUGCAAAGAAACUACCACAUUGGCCCCAACAGCAGAAAAAUCAAUCAUAACAAAGGCACCAGCAACACCUGCCCAGGCAAUGGAACAGGCCAGUGCAACGAACGCACCAGCAACACCUGCCCAGGCAAUGGAACAGGCCAGUGCAACGAACGCACCGGCAACACCUGCCCAGCCAGUGGAACAGGUCAAUGAAACGAACGCACCGGCAACACCUGCCCAGCCAGUGGAACAGGUCAAUGCAACGAACGCACCGGCAACACCUGCCCAGCCAGUGGAACAGGUCAAUGCAAUGAACGCACCAGCAACACCUGCCCAGGCAAUGGAACAGGCCAGUGCAACGAACGCACCAGCAACACCUGCCCAGGCAAUGGAACAGGCCAGUGCAACGAACGCACCGGCAACACCUGCCCAGCCAGUGGAACAGGUCAAUGAAACGAACGCACCGGCAACACCUGCCCAGCCAGUGGAACAGGUCAAUGCAACGAACGCACCAGCAACACCUGCCCAGGCAAUGGAACAGGCCAGUGCAACGAACUCACCAGCAACACCUGCCCAGGCAAUGGAACAGGCCAGUGCAACGAACGCACCAGCAACACCUGCCCAGCCAGUGGAACAGGUCAAUGAAAUGAACGCACCGGCAACACCUGCCCAGCCAGUGGAACAGGUCAAUGCAACGAACGCACCAGCAAUACCUGCCCAGGCAAUGGAACAGGCCAGUGCAACAAAGGCACCAGCAACACCUGCCCAGCCAGUGGAACAGGCCAGUGCAACAAAUGCACCAGCAACACCUGCCCAGGCAAUGGAACAGGCCAGUGCAACAAAUACACCAGCAACACCUGCCCAGGCAAUGGAACAGGUCAGUGCAACAAACGCACCAGCAACAUCUGCUCCGCCAACGGAACAGGCCAGUGCAACAAACGCACCAGCAACAUCUGCUCCGCCAACAGAACAGGCCAAUGCAACAAACACUCCAUCAAAACAGGCCCCACCACCAACACAGCAGGCCAGCACAACGAAUGCUGCAACAACCCCCACCACACCAACAACCAAAAAAUCCACCCCAACACGGAGUUCUACCAGAAUUGUAACCACUCUUCGUUCUACCACAGCUGCAUCUUUUCACAUGACUAGACCUAGCUCAACAAAAUUUCAAGGAAAAGGAACUAUUCCUUCAGGUGCUGUCAUCAAUACGUAUGGUAAGUUUGGCUGUCAGACAUUCUUAAGAAGUUGUGAUCCAUGUAAGAAGUCUUUGCCUAAGGAAAGUGAAAGCUUAAGAGUAUCAAAGAUAUAUCAAGUAAAUGGAUGGUAUGGACAAAUACUGCUGAAAUUCAGGAGGAUUAAAUGCUCCUGGGUACUUGAUAUGUUCCAGAUUUCUUCCAAAAGAACUCCAGUAAGAUGGAUCUGCUUCAAAUUAAUCAAAUCAUAUUAAGUGUCCACCUUGUGCAGAGCAGUCUAUGGGGUGAUGUGGAGAAGUCAGAAGGAAUUAAGAUACAGUUCUUGUCUUCAAGUAAUUUAUAAUCCAUUGCACAAUUCCUCCUUUACCUGACACUAUGUAUGCUGCCUAGAUCAGGGGUGAGGAACCCGUGGCCUGAAGGCCAUGUGGGAUCCUCUAGGUCCUCAAGUGUGGCCCUUUGAUGGAAUCCAUUCAUGGCUGCACUUGGGGACUUAGAAGACCCCAUGUGGCCUCAAGGCCACAGAUUCCCCAUCUCUGGCCUAGAUAGACGAUUCAUAAGUAUAAUCAGCUUUAAACUAUAGCCAUUACAUUUUUAUGCCUUUUAAUUGUGUUAGUACAACUUGACUUCUAUAAAAACAGGUUAUUCAGAUUAUUUUUUUUUACUUCAGUUAAAAUUUAAAUUUGAAAAAAAAUGCUAUAUUCAAAGUUUAUAAAGAGAACAUUUAAUGAUGAGAAUGAGCAAAAACCUUGUCAGAGACCUUGGUUCACAGUAUGAAUGUAAAUCCUGGCCAAACUGGCUCUUGAAAAUUCCACCAGUGGAAAAAAAAGUGAGGGGAGGGAAGGAUCAAAAUAUCAACCAGGAUGAACAAGAAAGCCAUCUGGAUUGCAGGGUAGAACUGGAGAGAUGGUGGAGAGUUAUUCUCGGGUACGUGGAUCUGGAGAAUGUCCCUUUCUGCCAUCUUCCUCUCACAUACUCCAAGGCACAGACUAAACACUAACUUCUUUGUGCACAUACCUGCAUGACUGUAGAAAGGUUUUAAACCUGUGCAUUGUUGAUUUAGAAGGGAUGGGAAGGGGGUGGGGAGAGGUUGGAAUAUCUUUGCCUUUUAAUCAUUCACAAUUUCUGCCAUGCUGAUGCUAACACAUUUCAUAUUGCAGUAGAAUUUCAGAGAGGAUUAAUUAUGGUGAAGGAAGGAAGGAAAGAAGGAAGGAAGGAAGGAAGGAAGGAAGGAAGGAAGGAAGGAAGGAAGGAAGGAAGGAAGGAAGCCGGGCAGAAUGGAGUAAGGGAUGUAAAGGAUGGCCAGAAGCAGAGACUAGGUAGUUAAGGUUGUGUGGGAAGGGUGAUCUCUGAAAACAUCAUGUGAGAUUUUAACUUAACUUGAAAUGUUUCAUACGAAAAACAAGAGUUCAUUUUGUAAAACAAUCCCUUCCAUAGUAGGAAGCAGAGAGAACAUCCUAACAAUGAUGAUUCUUGGAUGACCAAAAGCCCUUAAAAAACUGAGGACAGAGGUGAUAAAUUUUAUAAUUCUGCUGAUCAAAAAAUAGAUCAGAUAUCACUGGAGGAUAUCAAUGUUUAAUUUUAAAAGUGGGAGGACAAGCUAAUCUGAGAAAUGGGUAUUAGAUAUUCAGUCUCAAACCUGAGGAUUCAGGAAGGUAUCUAAGAAGUCUGGCUCAUGUCCUCUGUUUUGUUUGAUUUUGAAUCGUUUCAGAACAACGUUUCAUAAUCAAGAUACCACAUUUAAUGUUUUUCCUUUCCACACCUAACUUGGUUAUCAAAAUGUUUUUCUUUCAAGGAAUAGGUGGUGGUCUCAUAGUAAUGGCUGUUCUAAUAGUACUUCCGGUUUUCAUCAAGCUUCUUUUUAACUCUGGGAAAUCAGGGUGAGCCAA